Molecule: messenger RNA, 2044 nt
Organism: Punica granatum (pomegranate)
Lineage: Eukaryota; Viridiplantae; Streptophyta; Magnoliopsida; Myrtales; Lythraceae
Source: RefSeq, a predicted model, not a curated record
UAUACAUUUAUACAUAUAUGUGUAUCAUCACUUUAUAUAUAUAUAUAUAUAUAUAUAUGUAUAUGUAUUCCAUUAGGUAUACUAUACAUAUAUCCUCUUCUUAUUCUAUGAAUUACUCCUCCCAUGAGAGUGAGACUGGAUAAGAGCCUUUCCAUCUCUCCCGCACAACUUCGAUCGAUCGCUCCCAUUUAUUUAUUUAUUAGACAACCUGAUAUAAGCUAAAUAAAAACCCAACAAGGUCUUGCCGUAGGUAGGUUGGUUCAGUUGGUCGAAGGACAACAAUAUGGCAUCAGCAGCAGCGGGACCAGCAAUAGAACAUCAUUCAUCAUCACCAGGCCGAUACAAUAAUAAUUAUUGGAGUAGGAGGCCGACCUGCAGAUCUCCAUCAUCUUUCAUCAACUCCAUCUUCAUGUCCACCGUGAACACUGCAGCCAGAACCCUAGUCUCCAUCGCUUCCACCUCCAAAACCGACCCAGCCGCCAACGACAAAUGGAGGCCCGCUGACCACCUUAGGUUCAUCUUCAUGCUCAUGACUUGGUUCACUCUUUGGUUCCUCAGGGUUCUCAUGGACUACUUCCCUUCUCUCUGCCCGGCCUCUCCUCCCCCAGUUUCGCCCAGCAGUUAUCACCAACUGCAGGGGGACGGCUGCUGGGGAUCGCUUGACUUCCGGCCGGUCCCACCACUGCUAUGUAAUUAUUCAUCAUCUUCAUUAGCACUGGUAGGGCCAUCUCCUCCAGGUUCUUCAUCGGCACUGUCAUUGCCGCUGUGUACUGCAGCGAAUUCCCAGCUGGACAUGAUUUUGUAUGAAGGAGAGGAGCAUGAACCAUCGGUUGAUGCCCUUGGGAGAGCUCUCACACACAUCCUGGCGCUCCUGAACGAGAUCCCCGCCACAUCCAGGAAGUACCAGUUUGCCAUGGCCAUGGCUGACCGCAUCCUGGACGAUAACUCCAGGAACGGACACGUUAAGCUCCUCCACAUCAACCGCACCGCUCUCGCCUCCGCCUUCGCUCGCACCUCCACCCUUCUCUACUGCUCUCUCAACCUCACCCAGCAGCAAGCCGAUCGCGACGGCAUGAUGACCAGCAGCGGGUGGCCUGAACGCAUCUUGCGUUCUCUCCCGAUGGGCAAUUACAUCGCCUCCUCCGUCAAGGGGAUCAGCGCAGUGAUCCGCUACGUGGGCAACGCAUGUACUGCCAGUGGGGGGCUGACGCAGCUGAACGGAGGUGGCCGACAGUCGUCUUCACAUGAUAUCGACGGGGUAGCUGAUCAUCUGGAGCUGGCAGCAGAGAAGCUGGCGCAGGAGCUGCUGUGGAUAACCGGCAGGAUGAGGGACUACGGGGCGGUGGAAGAAGCUCUGGAGCAAUGGAGCUUCUCGUCCGCCCUGGCUUCUGCCUCGCUUGAGGCAAGUCCGAGGGUACAAGGCUUCAUCAUCAAAAUCUCAGCGCUGUUGUUCGGGGAGUUGAUGCGGGAUCAUCAUCAGACGGCGGCCGCGUACUCGAGGGAAGUGAAGGUAGGGAUUCUGAUGCUGUGGCUGCCACUGUGCUGCCAUGCGAGCAAUGGGCUGUCGUACCCAAUACUGACGGGGCUGGAGAAGGUGGAGGUGGAGAGAGCCAUGGACCAAGUCAUCUCCUCCCUCCCCCAACCCGACCAAGAACUCGUCCUUACCACUUGGUUCCAUGACUUCACCACUUCCGCCUCCGAUUGGCCUAAUCUUCAGGUCUCCUACGACCGAUGGUGCCACUGCACUCGCAAGCUCGUUUAAUUUAUACAUAUCUAGCAGCCAGCUAGCCGCCUCUGCAUGCACUCGAUUGAAAGCUAAUAGUAAUAGCUCAUUUAGCAGCCUGCUGAACGCAUGGAUAUCGAUCAAGUAUUGCCGCCAGCAUAGCUAGCUAGGAUAUAUCUAUAUAUAUAUAUAUAUAAGGGAAUAAUAAGAGAUCAUCGGGAUCAAUAUAUAUGUGCUCCUUGCAAAUAGUAGUAUAUAAAUGAUAAAUACCAUAGGUGUCAUCUGGGAGAGGUCCAUUACCUGAUUACAUCCUUUCAUCCA